Molecule: messenger RNA, 3973 nt
Organism: Cavia porcellus (domestic guinea pig)
Lineage: Eukaryota; Metazoa; Chordata; Mammalia; Rodentia; Caviidae
Gene: Gcfc2
Product: GC-rich sequence DNA-binding factor 2
Exons: 17
Coding region: 77-2410 (777 amino acids)
Biological process (GO): mRNA splicing, via spliceosome
Cellular component (GO): nucleus
Molecular function (GO): DNA binding
Source: RefSeq, a predicted model, not a curated record
CGCGCCCGGGGCCGCGUCCGGGGCUCGGACUGGCUGGGUACGUCUCGAGCAUGCGCGCCGCGGCCCGGCCCAAACCAUGGCUCACAGGCCUCAGAGGACGUUCCGGCGGCGCCAAGUGGACUCCAGCGACAGCGACGGGCCCGAGGAUCCGGCUGCUGAGCCCGGGGAGCAGAAGGAGCAGGCGGCCCCGGGCUCUCCGGCAGGAGGUCCGCCCCUCGGAGUCCGCGCGGAGCUGAUGGGGCGACAGCGUCGGGCCCGGGGCCCUCGGGGCCGGAGUCGGGUCUGGGCGAGCUCGCGGCGCGCGGACGGCGGCCCAGGCGUCCCAGAAUCCAGGAGAGUUGAUCUUUCAACUGAUGAAGAGGAUGGAAUACAGCACUCCUCAGAGAGUAAAGAUGAUCAGACCUCAUCCUCAGACAGCUCUAGCUCAUCCUCUGAGAGCUCUGAAUUUUCAUCAGCAGUUAAAAUCCCUGAUGCAGCUUUUAUUCAGACAGCCCGCAGAAAACGUGAACUGGCCAGGGCCCAAGGUGACUAUAUUCCUUUGGAUGUAAACCAUCCCGCCACCGUCUCUGCCAUGACGAGAAGCAGUGAGGAGGAUCCUGAGAGUGAGCCCGAUAACCAUGAGAAGAGAAUACUCUUCACACCAAAGCCCCAAACACUGAGACAAAGAAUGGCUGCAGAAACAGCAAGCAGAAGUGAAGAAACAAGUGAAGAGAGCCAGGAAGAUGAAAAUCAAGAUAUUUGGGAACAGCAACAAAUGAGGAAAGCAGUUAAAAUCACAGAGGGAAGAGACAUAGACCUUUCUCACAGGAGUGAUUCUCCGGCAGUGAAGAAGUUUGAUACUUCCAUUUCAUUUCCACCAGUAAAUUUAGAAAUUAUAAAGAAGCAGCUAAACACUAGAUUAACUCUACUACAGGAUACUCAUCGCUCACACCAGAGAGAAUAUGAAAAGUAUGUAGAAGAUAUCAAGAGCUCGAAGAGUACAAUCCAGAAUCUAGAGAGUUCAUCAAAUCAAGCUCUAAGUUAUAAGUUCUAUAAAAGCAUGAAAAUGUAUGUGGAAAAUUUAAUUGACUGUCUAAAUGAAAAGAUUAUCCACAUCCAAGAAAUAGAAUCAUCCAUGCAUGCACUUCUUUUAAAACAAGCCAUGACCUUAAUGAAACGCAGGCAAGAUGAACUAAAUCAUGAAUCAACGUAUUUACAGCAGUUAUCAUGCAAAGCUGAAACAUCAACAAAUGGAAGCUUGACUUUAGAUGAAAAUACUCAGAAGGUUUUAGAAGAGGUUGAGUUUCGAAGGUCACAAAGAAGACAAGCAAGAACAUUUGCUGGGAAUUGUAACCAUCAGGAGGGGAUGUCUAGUGAUGAAGAACUGCCUUCUGCAGACAUAACUGACUUCCAGAAAAACCAAGAUGACAUUUUACAGGAUCAUAAGAAAGUUUUUGAAGAUGUGAAUGAUGAUUUUUGUAGCAUCCAGAGUAUUUUACUGAAAUUUAAAGAAUGGCGAGAAAAAUUUCCUGAAUCCUAUUAUGAAGCUUUCAUUGGUUUAUGCAUACCAAAGCUUUUAAAUCCUGUAAUACGAUUUCAGUUGAUUGAUUGGAAUCCACUUAAGCUGAACUCAAUAGGUUUAAAACAGAUGUCUUGGUUCACAUCUAUAGAAGAAUUUAUUGACAGCAGUGUAGAAGAUACUAAGAAGGACAGUAGUUCGGAUAAAAAAAUUUUGUCUACGGUCAUCAACAAAACAGUUAUUCCUCGACUUACAGACUUUGUAGAAUUCAUUUGGGAUCCUUUGUCAACCACACAAACAACAAGUUUAAUAACACACUGCAGAGUGAUCCUUGAAGAACAUUCCAGUUGGAAAAAUGAAGAUAGUAAAAGCAGACAGGAUUUACUUAAAUCCAUUGUUUCAAGAAUGAAGAAGGCAGUAGAAGAUGAUAUUUUCAUUCCUCUGUAUCCAAAGAGCUCUGUAGAAGAUAAAACAUCACCACAUUCAAAGUUCCAAGAGAGACAGUUCUGGUCAGCGUUAAAGCUCCUCCGUAAUACUCUGCUUUGGAACAGACUCCUGCCGGAUGACACACUGAGAGAGCUAGGCCUGGGAAAGCUGCUAAAUCGCUACCUUAUCAUAGCUCUUCUUAGUGCCACUCCUGGGCCAGAUGUUGUCAAAAAGUGCAGCCAGAUAGCGGCAUGUCUACCUGAAAAUUGGUUUGAAAAUCCUGCUAUGAAGAUGUCUAUUCCUCAGAUGGAAAAUUUCAUUCAGUUUUUAUUACAGUCUGCACAUAAUUUAUCUAGAAGUGAAUUCAGGAAUGAAGUCAAGGAAAUAAUUCUUAUUCUGGUGAAAAUAAAAGCUUUGCAUCAAGCAAAAUCCCUCAUAGAAGACGAUCACCUCAAUGAUCUGAAAUCACUAAUAAAAGAAGUUUAAGUAAACUUUCUAAGUACUAAAAUGAGCUUCUACCAGUUGCACUCGGUGGCUUCGCUUCAAGAAAAGCUGAUGCUUCUCUGUUCCCUCUGAGGAGGGUAGGCUUUGCAGAAGAGCAGAGCUCCCUUCCUCCCUCCCUCCCCUGCACACUCUACCUUCUGGUGACACAGAAGGCUCCCCUUCCGAACCUGUUGUGUUUCAAAGAAUUAAAUGCAUGGAAGCUGUGAGAAUUCAGUGUUUCUUAUUGUUUCUUCUUUUUCAGUUGUAAAGGGGCGUUGGAGAAAUCCUAUGUAACUAUUUUGACUGGGGAGCAUGCGAAGUCAUCUAACUGCUGAACCAUAAAGCUGUGCUUAUUUGAACUACCUCUGCUUAUUUAAGUAACAAGUCUUAACUAGAAUCCAUUAAAUAGCAGGCAUUUUAAGGUAUUCUACAACUGAUACUCAAAUUGUGCUCCAGAAGUCUGUUUCAGAUUAUUGAAUCAACACAAGUGUAAGAGAGCCGCACUAUAUCCCUGCCGGCAAUACAUAUGUACUGGUAUUAUUUUUUUAAUUCAUUGCAAAUUUGAUAAGUAAAAAAUCUUAUUUUGACUGUUAGAAAUGAAACAUGUUGGUUUUAGCCAUUUAUAAUGCUCUUUGAAAUACUCAUCUGUUUUAAAGAAAGGCCUUUUAUAUUUUGGAAAUAUUGAUCUGUUGCCCAUCUUGCAUAGCAAAUAGUGUUUCAUUUGCCAAUUUUAGUUUUCAUAUAAAAUGGUUUCUGGUAUAAGUCAUAACUUACUAGCAAGUUUCUGAGUUUUUUUCUUUUUUGUCAUUGGUAUGGUAAAAAUGAAGCAUUUUAAAUACUCAGGACAUGUGAUUCAUUUUCUGAUAAAAUAAUACUUGUUAGCUUAAGGAAUUAUAAAGCAAGAUAACUAGAAAUUAAGUUUUAGAAAUGAGAUUUUGCUAGUAAUUUUCUUAAGUUUGUUUGUUAAAUCACUUGGGCAGCUUUAAAAAUAUAUUUUGUAAAUAGUUGCUCAGAAGAUACUGAGAAAUUAUUAAGAUUUAUAUCAGUUAUCACUUCUACUUUCAAAAUUACAUAAUUUAACAGGUAUGUCACCUCUCCUGCAAUGAAGCCGUGUGAUUCACUAGUGUGAUGGACUCAUUUAAACCUUUAAGUAUUUGUAUAAGUUAUAUGGCAAUAAACUUAACAUCUGUAAAAUUCAAACCAUUGCUUAAAAGCAGAGAUGGAGGUGGAAGAGGGAUGACAAAAAGAAUUAAGACGUGAAAUGUACACGAAACAACUGUCCAUGAUUAAUGUAGUAUGUCCUGCAAAGACGCAUGUACUAAUAAAGAUUAAAAUGUUUUUAAAUAAGCAUGGAAAAACAUUUAUAGAAAGGAAAAAAAGCAUUUGGUAUUCCCAUACAGCUAACUUCCCCAGGGAGAAAUGCUUUCUCCAUUUUAGUGUUAUCCUUUCAGACAUUUUGUUUACAAAGAAAUGCGUGUACAUAAAAUUUUAUGUAAAUGACAGAUACUUUAUUAUAUAUGAAAUAUGUAAAUUCUUUACUAUUAAAGGUAAUAUUUGGAAAUUAAA